AGGAAGUCUUGAACCGUGGCGACUUCAGGUACAACUGGCAGAAACUCCUUUCACCUGAGCAGAAGGAGGAGCUCUACAAGGAGGCCAUGGAGGUUUGGGCUGAGGACGCCUUGCAGUACCAUGACCUGGACAGAGACCAGAGAGUGACGCUGGAAGAGCUGGCGUACAACUUCCUGCAUUGGAAUGUGAUACAGUCCCGGUCUCACAGGCUGCGAAGCAUUCGAGAUCGUCAGCCAAGCUCAUGGGUGCAGACGGCCUUAAAGAUCGAGAAGGAGUAUUUGCAGAAGUACUUCUGUGAAGAUGCUGCCGCCUGCCCUGAGCUGGAGGAGUUGGACCGGUAUGGAAAGCAUUUGAGCUCUUCGAAGAAGGCCUCCAAGGCAGCCUACCAGAGGAUCCAGUCCAUGAUGUCAGGUGAGGAGGGCGAUGAAGUCCUUACCAUGGUGGACCGGGCCUCAGGCAGCCAUGAGGCACGCAAGGUCUCGGAGCUCAGAAGCGAGCUUUGAGGGGAUGUGCUGCAUGAGCACCUGCGAUAGAUUUUGACCUCGGCGGAUGCCGUUAUAGGUGUCAAAGCUCACAGAAGCUGUGCUUUGGCAGUGUCUCCAUGUUUGCUGGACAGUGGUGCACCAUUACCAAACAAUUGAAC
Messenger RNA from Durusdinium trenchii, 643 nucleotides. NCBI's taxonomy places the organism in Eukaryota, Dinophyceae, Suessiales, Symbiodiniaceae. The record is from the annotation of a GenBank genome assembly.